UGAGAGGGAUCCUGGAGACCCUGAGGCCAUAAGGGAAACUGAGGCGCCCGCACAGCUGCAGGGUGUCCAUGGCACGCUGGGUACUGUGCAUGAUCCUGGUGCUGGCAGCACUGGCAGGGGUGGUGGGCGAGACCCGCUAUGAGAAGUUCCUGCGGCAGCACGUGGACAACCCCCGGUCUUCCACGCUGGCGGUGCAUCGCUACUGUGAGACCAUGCUGGCACGGCGUCGGGUGACGGCUCCAGGCAGGCCCUGCAAGCCCUCCAACACCUUUGUGCACGCCCCAGCUGAGGACCUGGUGGCUGCCUGCUCCCAGGCGCCUGACCCCACCACAGGGUUCCACAGCACCCCAAGAGCAAUGAGCCUCACUGCCUGCCGCCUUCGCGGCGGGGACACGCGGCCACCCUGUGCGUACCGCGCCCGCCAAUUGCAACACCAUGUGCGCAUGGCUUGCCGUGACGGGCUGCCUGUGCACCUCGCAGGCACCUAUGCGGCUCCGCAGUGAGGCCGUACGCCCUCAGUGCAGGUGUGGAUUCUCCCUCCCAUCAGGGACUCUUGUUAAUACUGGCAAUAAAGGUAUUGUCAGAGG
Molecule: messenger RNA, 587 nt
Organism: Sturnus vulgaris (Common starling)
Lineage: Eukaryota; Metazoa; Chordata; Aves; Passeriformes; Sturnidae
Product: ribonuclease CL2-like
Biological process (GO): defense response to Gram-positive bacterium
Molecular function (GO): RNA nuclease activity; nucleic acid binding
Source: RefSeq, a predicted model, not a curated record